AGCUGCAGUUCCAAACUGCAGCAUUCAGUGAGAAGCAGCGAGAGAUAAAUCAAGUAGAUUUGAAACAAUAGUUUUUCCGAAACAGAUCUAUUCGAAAGUUGCAAGUUGAAUAUCGAGCAAGUUUUUGAAAAUCCUAACAAGAUGAUAAAAUAUAUAAUAAUUUUCGCAUUAUUAUUCGUAUUUGCGAAAAGCUUUCAUGGUCAAGAUAUUCAAGCAAUAUCUACAGAUUUUGAGGGACAUGAUAAAAAUUAUAAUUUAAACCUCAUCAAAAAUGAGAAAAAAAGAUGUGGAAACUUCGAAAGUUUAAAUUUAGAUAAUAUGAAUUUACACGUUAUAAAGAAUAACAUUAUUCAAAGUGAUCAUAUUCAACAUAUAUCACUGCAUAAUAAUAAUUUAGAUGACAUUUAUACCAUCUUGGAUAACGUUCCGAAUUUAUUUUGCUUAAACCUAAGUCGAAACGAGAUUAAUAUCUAUAAUGGACAUGAACUUCGACAUUUAAAUCUUAAAAUGUUAGAUUUAAGUUAUCAGAAAAUAUCAGAAGCAAAAGAUUUGGAGGAACAAGAUGAAGAAACGAAUGACAUCUACAAAUAUAUAAUUUUCAACAGCACAGGCAUGAAAUUACCCAAUUUACAAUAUCUAGAUUUAAGCGGAAAUGAUAUCUCCACUUUAUUGUGGGAUUUUAAUGUGUCAUUUCCACAAUUGAUACAAUUAGAUUUAAUUAAUGUCAAGGCAGAUGAAGUAGAGCCCGCAUUUUUUAGCAAAAUACCAAAAUCUUUGCGCGUUCUCCAUUUGGAGAACAACUAUCUGCAUAAUUUGACGUUACAAAAUAUGGCGGAGGUGACGGCUUUAUAUUUAGAUGAAAAUCCAAUUUUAAGAAUAAUCGAUAUCGCUUCAAAAAAAUUGAAAAUCUUAUCGUUAUCAAAUUGUCCGAGCUUAGGACAUGGAAAUUUUGAUAUACCUUUUUUAGAACAAUUAGAUCUUUCUAUGAACGACUUUGAAACAGUGUCGUAUAUUAAUUUUCAAGUAUUUCGCUCGUUGAGAAUACUACUAUUGGAUUAUAAUAAACUACAGAAAAUUCCUUUAAUAAGUGACUUACAACAAUUAAAUGAAUUAUCAUUGAAUUUUAACAUGAUUAAAGAUAUACCAUCCAAUAUUUUUUCAUAUUUCCCAUCAUUAAAAAAAUUAUCAUUAAGAGGAAAUAAAAUAGAGCAUAUUGAAAAAGAUAGCUUUUUAGGUUUGAACAAUUUAGAAUAUUUAAACUUAUCUGAAAAUGAAUUAAGAAGGUUGCCUUACAAUUGGGCAACAUCAUUAAUAAAUCUGAAAUAUUUAAAUAUGAAUUCAAAUCAAUUCCCAAACAUUUUAGAUUUGGCUGUUAACUCGGCUGUUGUAUCAUUAAAACAUUUAUCUGUAAAAGAUAAUAUAUUCACAAAAAAGAUAACUACAGCAGAAUUGGCAUAUUUGCCAAAUGCAACUACCGUAUACGUAGUUUAAGACUGCUAAGCAUAUUUUCAAUAUCCAUAUAAUAUUCCAUAUAUAUAUAAAUAUUUCUAAUU
This is a messenger RNA of Formica exsecta, 1553 nucleotides long. Its product is annotated as leucine-rich repeat-containing protein 15-like. Lineage: Eukaryota; Metazoa; Arthropoda; Insecta; Hymenoptera; Formicidae. Gene Ontology annotation, molecular function: protein binding. The record is from RefSeq and is a predicted model, not a curated record. The transcript has 2 exons. Gene Ontology annotation, cellular component: extracellular matrix. The coding region runs from base 142 to 1491 and encodes 449 amino acids.